AUGGAUGACCAUGGUGAUUUCGACAGUGUAUCAUGGCAAAGAGAUGAUCCUCGGCAAUCUGAGUCCUCUGCACCAUUCUCUCACCCAUCCGAUUUGCCCACCAGAUCCGCCAGUGGGCGGCGAAGCGACAGUUUAUCCAGUGAACCACAGGUUGGGGAGCAAGCAGACAAUGUUGAUCUGGCUGGAAUAGGCCGGGAUGGUAGUCUAGAGGUCACCGUCGACACCCCUCUGAAAGAGAACGAUGGGACUAAAGAUGCUUAUGUCUCCUACCUCGUCACUACACACACAGACUUUAAGUCCUUCCAGAAGUCGGAUUUCUCGGUUCGACGACGCUUUACUGAUUUUGUCUUCCUGCGGCAAACUUUGCACAAAGACUAUCAAGCUUGCGCCAUUCCUCCGCUACCCGAGAAAAACAAUAUGGCAUACGUCAGGGGAGACCGCUUUAGCAACGAAUUCACACAGCGACGAGCUUGGUCUCUACACCGGUUCAUUAAGCGGUGUACAUCACACCCAGUCUUGCGAAGAGCACCGAUCCUGAUCCUAUUUCUCGAGACUGCCGAUUGGAAUGCACAGAUGAAACUCAGGCCUUCUCGGAGCAAUACUGUCGGCGAGAACACUAACAACCCAGCUGCCCCCUCUGGUUUCUUCGAUAAUGUCGCAGAUACCAUGCUAAAUGCAUUUUCAAAAGUACACAAGCCCGACAAGAGAUUUAUUGAGGUGACGGAAAGGGCCAAUAAACUUGACGAGGAUCUCUCCCAUGUGGAGAAGAUCAUUGCGCGAGUGGCACGGCGAGAAGGCGAUCUGGAAGCCGACUAUGCUGAUCUUGCUAACAAUAUGAGAAAGCUUACGCCUCUGGAACCAGCGAUCGAAGCGCAAUUACAAACUUUUGCAGGGUGUGUAGAAGAGUCUUCGAGGGGCUGGAAAGGAUUGAAAGAUCACACAGAUCAAAACUAUCUCGGCAGUUUGCGAGAUAUGGAGGCGUAUAUCGGCUCUGUCAAGUCACUGUUGAAAACUAGGGAACAAAAACAACUUGAUUUUGAAGGCCUCACUGAUUACCUGUCUAAAGCAACUUCUGAACGAGAUAUGCUGGCCUCGAGUAACCCAUACUCACACGGCUCAAACCUAAAUCCGGCAACCUUUAUCCGCAAUAAAGUCGAGGAUAUUCGGGGAGUUGAUCACGAGACAGCACGAAGGGAACGAGCACGAAAACUCGAACUUAAAAUUGCCGAGCUAAAUCGUGAAGUGGACGGUGCUAAAGGAACAAGUGAGAUGUUCGAUGAGCAGGUUGUCCGCGAGGUCAACGAUUUUGAGAGAAUUAAAGGACUUGAGUUUCGAGACAGUUUGGGGGUGUUAGCGACCCAACACAUGGAAUUCUAUCAGUCUGUUAUCUCCACAUGGGAGCGCUUCCUUGUCGACAUGGAUGCAGACAAGCAUUUGCAUAAGGAUAAAGGUCGAGCAUCAACUUGA
This is a messenger RNA of Exophiala aquamarina CBS 119918, 1467 nucleotides long. RefSeq names its product sorting nexin-4. Gene Ontology annotation, biological process: autophagy; cytoplasm to vacuole targeting by the Cvt pathway. Lineage: Eukaryota; Fungi; Ascomycota; Eurotiomycetes; Chaetothyriales; Herpotrichiellaceae. The coding region runs from base 1 to 1467 and encodes 488 amino acids. The record is from RefSeq and is a predicted model, not a curated record. Gene Ontology annotation, molecular function: phosphatidylinositol binding. Gene Ontology annotation, cellular component: phagophore assembly site. The transcript is spliced from 2 exons.